Molecule: messenger RNA, 1473 nt
Organism: Synchiropus splendidus (mandarinfish)
Lineage: Eukaryota; Metazoa; Chordata; Actinopteri; Syngnathiformes; Callionymidae
Gene: parvg
Product: parvin, gamma
Exons: 12
Coding region: 147-1214 (355 amino acids)
Biological process (GO): establishment or maintenance of cell polarity; actin cytoskeleton organization; substrate adhesion-dependent cell spreading
Cellular component (GO): focal adhesion; actin cytoskeleton; cytoplasm
Molecular function (GO): actin binding
Source: RefSeq, a predicted model, not a curated record
CCAAGAGGAAGUGAUGCUGCCGCUGCUUCUCCCCCGCUUGAACUGACUGUUGAUUCUGAAGAGACCAACAGGCAGAAGGUAGGAGGCAGCACUGUUAUCUUGACUGUCUCUCUGGUGAUGGACAGAGCAGAGCAUCAGACGGAGACAUGGAGGGGGACCUGGCUGUGGGCAGGAAAGAAGACCCGGACGUCCAUUUGUUCCCAGGUGAGAGGAGGAAGAUCAUCCAGCCCACGUCACUGAGAGACCCCAAACUGGAGAAGCUGAAGGAGGUGCUGCUGGAUUGGAUCAAUAGCAGCCUGAAAGUGGAGCACAUCGUGGUCCAGAGUCUGGAGGAGGAUCUGUACGACGGCCUGGUGCUCCAUCACCUGCUGGCCAGGUUGGCUGGUGUUCGCUUGCCUCUGGAGGAAAUCGCUCUGAGCCGUUCGGCCCAGAUCCACAAGCUGGAGCAGAUCCUGCGGGAGCUGGAGCCGACCCUGGGCCUGCGGGAGGACGAGCCCGUCCGCUGGAGCGUGGAGCUCAUCCACCAGAAGGACCUGCUGGCCACCCUCCAUCUGCUGGUUGCCAUGGCAACCCGCUUCCAGCCCGAGCUGCCGCUGCCGGCCGACGUGCAGGUGGAAGUUCUGGAGCUGCAGGUCAGCAAGAACGGCAUCAGGUCGGAGGUCACGACCCAGGUCCUGACGGGGCCCAGCUCGGACUCGCUCAGCAAGAGCCACGGGGGCGAUGCUGUUGACCGCUUACUGAAGCAGGAGGCCCACAAGGUCGACCUGGUGAAGAAGGCUCUCAUCAACUUUGUGAACCAGGCCAUGUCCCCGUUAGGCCUGCAGGUGGCAGACUUGGACAAACAGGUGCGUAGCUACCGGUCGCCUGGGAACGUCAGCAGUGAACCCGGUGUCGGUGUGUGGCAGUUUGCCGACGGUGUGAUUCUGCUGCUGCUGAUCGGACAGUUGGAGGGCUUCUUCCUGCCGCUCUGCCACUACAGCCUGACGCCGGUCAACCAUGCUGAGAUGCUCCACAACGUGACCUUGGCCCUCGACCUCCUGAGCGACUUGGGAUUACUGACCACCCCAAUCGACCCUCAAGACGUGGUGUCGCAGGACGCCAGCGCCACCUUGAGGAUCCUGCUCACUCUGUUCAGGAAGCACCGCGGGAGCCAGGAGCCACGAGGGGAGGGAGCACAGGCGACGACUGGAGGCUUUCCAGUCCCAGAGCUGUGACACUGACACGCUCAGUGGAACAAGCGGCGUCUCAUCCACCUCAGAAUAAAUCCUCUAAUCUGUCCGUUACUGUUUAUUUUGUUGCACAACAACACAUGCAGAACAUCUAGUUCUAAAGUUGUAGUUUUAAAUGGUCUAAAUUUAGUGCCCCCUGGUGGUCUGGAGGUGUGACUUCACCUUGCUCUGCUCCAUUUCCUGAUGUUCUUCAGCCAUUCGAUAGGAAUAGAUUUCAUUGUUUACAUAGCCUUACAAACGAUAU